AUGACGACGGCGAUGAUGACGGUGGUGGUCAGCAAGCUACCCGGCAUCGAGUACAUCGAAGAGAACGGUGUGGUACGCACCCAGGCUGUUGGCUCAUGGGGUAUCGACCGUAUCGAUGCUCGCACCGGACUUGACCAGACCUACUCACCAGCAUUGACGGGUGCUGGAUACACUGUGUACGUGAUCGAUACAGGGGUCAAUGACCAACAUGUGGAUUUCGGAGGGCGAGCUCAACAGGUUUUCUGUGCUGACAACCUUUAUACCGUGAUAGGUGGUGGAAAUGAGGAUUGCAAUGGACAUGGAACACAUUGCUCUGGAACAGUCGGCUCUAACACAUAUGGGGUCGCAAAAGGUGUCAACAUUGUUGGCGUGAAGGUUCUCGGAUGUUUAGGUUCAGGAUCUAAUGCAGGUGUUAUUCAAGGUAUUGAGUGGGUGAUUAGUAACGCCAGGAGUGGCCGUUCUGUUGCAUCGAUGUCUCUCGGUAGUGGCUAUAACCAAGCCACAAACGAUGCCGUGAAUGCCAUGGUCGAUGCCGGAAUCCAAACCGCCGUAGCUGCGGGCAAUGACAACGCUGACGCCUGUAAUUACUCUCCAGCUAGCGCCGCGAAGGCUACAUCUGUAGGUUCAACCACAUUUGCUGAUGUCCGCUCCAGUUUCUCCAACUACGGAACAUGCGUCGAUAUCUUCGCACCCGGCUCCUCCAUCACAUCCACCUGGAUUGGUGGGACCGAUGCAACCAGAACCAUUAGUGGAACAUCAAUGGCCUGCCCCCAUGUUGCUGGUAGGUCCAACUUUGAAUUGAAAGCCGUUUUCAUUAUAGCCUGA
This is a messenger RNA of Strongylocentrotus purpuratus (purple sea urchin), 825 nucleotides long. RefSeq names its product aqualysin-1. Gene Ontology annotation, molecular function: serine-type endopeptidase activity. The transcript is spliced from 6 exons. Lineage: Eukaryota; Metazoa; Echinodermata; Echinoidea; Camarodonta; Strongylocentrotidae. Bases 1 to 825 code for a protein of 274 amino acids. The record is from RefSeq and is a predicted model, not a curated record. Gene Ontology annotation, biological process: proteolysis.